This is a messenger RNA of Pocillopora verrucosa, 9564 nucleotides long. RefSeq names its product small subunit processome component 20 homolog. Gene Ontology annotation, cellular component: small-subunit processome; 90S preribosome; nucleolus. The record is from RefSeq and is a predicted model, not a curated record. NCBI's taxonomy places the organism in Eukaryota, Metazoa, Cnidaria, Anthozoa, Scleractinia, Pocilloporidae.
GAGUCACAUGGUGACUAUUUCUUAAAGGUUUAUUCGUUUCAAAGGGUGGUUCUUGGUCUUAAAACACAUAAAACAUCAUGGUGAAGAGAAAAGAAACAAAUACACACAGGUUUAAAGGAUUUUUCGAGCGCAUUUCAGCUAUUAAAAUCGAUGUGACUCACAGAAUCCAAAGAAGCACUGAGACACCAGAGGAUGAAGACACGUUCUUUUGUGAAGCACUUGCCAAAUGGACGGAGCUGAAUUGCACUCUACACUUUCAAGAAUUUUCCUCAGAAGUCAGAAAAUAUGUUCAAAGUCUAGCCCAGCUUGUUCACCACAAGAACGAAGUCAUAGAGCGAUUAAAAACUAAUCUACAAGUGAAUGGAAGUCUCGCUUUGGAGCCCCUGUUGGAUCUGGUCGUUCAGCUGGCCAGAGACUUGCAAAGCGACUUCUAUCCUUACUUCAGUAGCUUCUUUAAUAUAUUUAUAUCACUACUGAACCGCUCUUGGCAAGAUACUCAUACUCUGGAGUGUAUAUUUGCAACUCUGAGCUAUCUUUUUAAGUUUCUCUGGAGAUAUAUGGUGAAAGACAUCCAACAUAUCUUCAGUUUGUACAGUCCGCUACUUAUGGGUGAACAAAAAUACUACAUCCAACAGUUUGCAGCUGAGAGUUUUUCAUUCCUCAUGAGGAAAAGCAAAGACUAUAGCAAACUCUUUGACAUAAUUUUCAGCACACUUGAAGCACAGCCAGACUUGUGUCAGGGUCUUGGAUUCUUGUGUUUUGAAAUGAUAAAAGGAGUCAAAAAGCAGUUUCACUCGGCCACAGAUUCUGUUUUACCUGUCUUGUUUUCAAAAACUGGAGCCUUUCAAAGCAAGUCAGUAGCUGCUAGUUUGAAAUGGGAAAUGGUUUACCAGUCACUUGUGCACAUGCUCAACAGUAUGGCAAAAUACACAGUCAUGGAACAUUGCUCAGUGGUGGAAAAAACUUUGGUUAUGGAAUUGGAGAGGUUAUGGAGCAUUUGGAAUAAAAAACAGCAUGACUUUGAUCAAGCAGGUUCUCUGCAGAGUCAGAUAGGUUUCACUGUACAGCUGACUAAUGUUUGGGUUUCCUACAAGUCUGGUAGCUUGAUUUCAGACCCAAUAAAGAUAUGUGAUGUUGUUCAGGUGAUGAUUGUCCAGGAUUUUGUGUCAGAUGACAUUGCCUCUUCCUUGUUUGAACUUAUAUCAACACUCCUGCAAACAUCCUCCACAGAACUCUCCAGGGAGAGACACCAGAAACAAUUGACUUUGAAAGUAUUUAAGGCAAUAGAAAGUCAAGAGCAGUUGUUUAUGUUUUGUAGACAUUUGUUAAAGUGGGAACAUUUCCAGAGAGAUGCCUUACCUUCUUUGUUGAACUUUUGCCAAGAAGAGCUGCUCAAAGGUUCAUCUAAAAUUCAAGAUAUUAUUCUUAUUCUGACAGAAGUCAUCUUUCAAACUGCAUCUGCAGAUAGCAGUGGACUUGAUUUGGCACGCUUGAAAGGGUUGCUUUUUUUCCCAAAAUGUGGCACCAGGCAAGGUGCAAAGAUUUUAAAAGUGUUCCUUGAUGCUGUAACAAUUGAAAACAAAGUUGUCUUGGAUAAAAGCAAGCUUUCCCUAACAUGGAGUUCUCUUGUAUGCAUUCCUUGUAUAAGUCCUUUAGAUGUUCCUCGGUGUUGUGACGAGCUCUUGCGUUUUAUUGGCGUCUUCAGUGAACACCUGCUGGCAAAUACAAGUGCUGGGGGCAAUGCCCAGUGCUUGAGUGUUUUAGGUCAGGCAAUUCAGUCUUACAUUUUAAUUGUGGCUGAUGCAGAGGACAUUGGCAAGAAUUUGGACUUCAAGUUCAUAGUAUCACUACUCAGAUCCUGGCCAGACAAUGUCCACAUUCUUCAAGCUUGUCAUAAACUUACGGCAGCCUCGAGGAAGCACGGCAUGGGAGGUGUCCUUGUUGAGGAAAACCUUCAGCAGAUAUUUCCCUACCUCCGUCUCAAUUUAUGUUCUUCAAGUCACUUUGUGCGUCUUCUCACUCUUAAAAUUUUGGCAAGUUUUGAGCAGCUUGGAAGGAGUUCAUCAAACAACAAGCCCCCUGACUCCUUAAGGCCCUCGUUGUUUCAAACGUGUCUCGCCUCUGAGGAACUUCCAACACGUUUAGAGUCGUACAGAGACAAGCUGGUGUGUCUACAGAAAAUCCGCUUCUCUUCAGCGUUUUACGACGACCUGGCGGAUCUCUACAGAGAUGCUGCUGUGCUUUACUUGUGCGGAAUGCUUUGUGUGAACUUCAGUCCCCUUUGGGAUCCAGUGAUUGAUAUUGUUGCAAGUUUUGCUCAAGGCUCGAAUGUCAAGAACUUUUGGAGGAUAUUCAGUGAGCUACUCAACACAACUUCUGACAGAACAGAAAAGAAACUCGGAGAAGAAAUGGAUACGAGCAACAGCGAACAACCAGAAAUGGAGAAUAGUGAACAAGACGAUUGUAAUUCGAAGAAGUGCCUUGAUGAAAUAUUUGAGAAGCACAAUAAGGCUUCACUGGGUUCACGAGAUGAGACCAGAGAAGAUCCUGUUAACUUCCGUCAUCUGCUGUGGAAAGCGAUGGCUUCUUUUCCCGAAGUCGCCGAGCAGAAAUCACGUGAUGUGGUACCGCUGUUUAUUCGAUUUGUGAGCAACGAAUACUUUGUGGCAAUGGAAAACGUUGCUCCCUCGCAAGACAUCCGAGUCAAACAGCUUUCUGAACCACAAGGAUCCCUGGCAGAGGUCGAUCAGUCAGACUCCAUGGAGACGGAAGUGGAUCACAUCAAUUCCAAACCACAAGAGAAUUUGCACAAGAAGAGACAUAAGGCGGCCACAAAGUCUCUUUGUACUCAUCUGAGCCUCUUUGCAGCUUUCAAGAACCCGAAAGCUCUCUCUAAAGAACCCCAGUUAAGGGAGUUAUACUUGAGAUUCUUAACUCAUAGAGAGGCUGAAGUACAAAAGCUUGCAGUACAGUGCCUGUGGACUUACAAGUUUGAUUAUCUAGAGCCGUACAAAGAGGCUAUUGAGCGCUUGUUAGGCGAUGAGAACUUUCGAGAUGAGAUGGCACACUUUUCAGUUGACGAGGAUAGCGGCAUUGUGACGAUGAGUCAUCGAGAUGGACUAAUGCCAGUGCUCAUAAGGCUCUUGUACGGCAAGAUGCAAAGACUGACCGGUACAGGAAGUGGAGGACGAGCAGGCGUGGGAGUGAGGCGAGCUGUCGUGUUGAGGUUCCUGGCCUCUUGUCCUCAGAAAGAGAUACAAAUUUUCAUGGACCUGAUUUUUGCGCCAUUUAAACACCUUUGUAGAGAUGAUGCAAGUGCGAUUGUUACCGUGGCAACAGACCUCUCCCGUGUUGUCCCUCUAAAGAAACAGCAAGGAUUUCUGGGAAUGGUGUCGCAAAUCCUGGAUAAGCUGGGCAACCUGGCGAGGUCGUUUCUUCCUUCCAUUCUGCAAAUUAUUCUGUCUUUGCUCUCGACAUGCGUAUUUGCUCUGGAACAUCGGGAAAAGGUGCAACCAUCACUGAUCUCGCAGCUGAAAACAAUCCGACAGAUGGCUAUCAUGCGCUUGACGGAAUUUUUUGAGUCCAUGGCGGAUUAUGACUUCAAACCUAUUUGCGACGCCUUGUUCUCGUCUGCCGUAUGGCCUCAGAUAGAGAAAUUAAAUCAAGAGAGCAUCCAACACCCAACUCCAUUGCUCAAGCUCCUGUUCGCUUGGUCAAAGAAUUAUCGUUUGUUUCCCUUGCUGUCAAGAAAACCAGUCGAGAAGCCCAACCUGUCCAUCAUGUCAUGUGUGUUCGAGUGUCUUCGCGUUCCGUCAAUAUCAUCGGAAGUAGUUGCCAUGGUAAUGGAAAUGGCGGACAAUCUUCUUGAUGCAAGUCAAUUAGAGGCGGAUGAUGAAGAAAAUGAUUUGAUGGAUUGUGGCUCUGAACAGGGAAUAUUUUCGAGCUACGAGUUUCACGAAAGUAGACCAAGUUACGGAACAUUGUUGGUUCUCCCGCAUCUCUCACAGCUCUUGGAAUAUCUGAGUCGAUCCGUACAAAAAGCCAUCGACAGUUCUAAAGGAAAGAACAGAGGAAAAGAUAUGCUUCCCCAACGAGAACUUUCAGUGUUGUCUAAACUAAGUCCUUUUGUGAAAGACGCCAAUGAAUCUUCUACUCUUGUAGAGGUGCUGCUACCAUUCAUGAGCAGUUAUCAAAAAGAAGAGACAGCAAACAAUAUUUUAAAAACUGUUAAAAGCCUUCUGGUGAACGUCGAAACUCCCAGAAACUUUGUUUCGUCUUUAUCGAAGCUUUUCUCGCAGAUAAUCGUUCGUAGUACAAGGCAAUGUCUAUGUGACGUGUUCCUUGAGGUGGGGAAUAUCGAUUCAACUUUCUCUUCCGAGAUUUGCGAUGUUCUUGCUGAUUUGAAUUCCUGGAAUCCUCAGCGCAUUGAAGAACCUGAUUAUGAUAGAAGACUCACCGGCUUUGCAAAUGCUAAGCGUUUGAUUGGACAAGAUGCCCUUAAAACCGAGGAGAUUCUACCAAUACUACACAACUGCAUUUAUUUUGUUUUAAACAGCGAUGAUAUGUCAAUUCGAGACAGUGCUGGCAGCUGCAUGAGCUGUGUCGUGCACAAUAUUGUCCAGCGAAGUGGAGUCAACGAUGAGCGAUUUCAUGUUCUUAUCAUCAAGUGUUUGUUACCGGCUCUCAAGAGGGUUCUUGCUUCAAAGAAAGAGCUUGCCAGAAACGAAUUUCUAGGUGUGCUCUCAACUAUGGUCCGCCAAUUUGAACACGAUUCUCUCUCAGACCUCAAGGUUCUCUUGGACGAUGAUCCCGAGAAAGAUUUUUUUGAAAACAUCAAACAUAUUCAGCUUCAUCGUCGUAUACGUGCUCUGCGUCGCCUACAGGCACAUUGUCAGCAGCGCAGCCUCAGAACCACAACCCUUACAGCUUUCUUGUUGCCAUUAGUAACACACUGUGUUUUUGAUCACACCGCUGCGAGGGAACAUAAUCUUGUGACUGAGGCUGUCACCACUAUUGGAACAAUAUCGGCCAGUUUACCUUGGUCCAAGUAUUGCAGCCUUCUAAGACACUAUCUGAAACUGUUACCAGUUGAAAAAACUUUCCAGAAAGUGAUCGUCAGGAUUGUGGUGAUCAUUCUGAACAACUUUCACUUUGACCUCAGCGGUGUUCCCAAACAGUUGGAGACAGAACUUUCGAGAGAAAGCAGCAAAGACACCGAAAGAUUAAAAACAAAUCUCGCAGGUGAAAAAAAUGGACCUGAUGGAAAGAAAGAAGCUGAUGAUGCAGAUAAUGCUGUCAAUGAUGAUGACAAUGAUAAAGAAGGGGAAGACGAUGAUGUCGGUGAAGCAGGAGACACUGGAAAGGACGAUACACCAGAUCUUAACAAAGAAGAACUUGCUUUGCGUAUCUACAACACAAUUACCUCCAGUAUUUUACCUCAAUUGCAAAAAUGUGUGACUAAGAAGAACAAGUCGGCUCAUUUUCACCGAUUGAGUCGUCAGAAGGCCGAAGAUGAAGAGGAUAUAUUACGUGUUCCUGUCAUUCUCGCCAUUGUUAAACUGCUUCAAUCCUUACCUGAGCAUGCGCUUCACUUACAUCUACCCGGUCUUCUUCUCCGUGUUUGUCACACACUGAGGAGCAGAGCACGGGAGGUCCGUGAUGCAGCGCGGGAUACGCUCGCAAAGAUCACUAUUUCUCUUGGAACCCAGUACUUCCCUUUCGUACUAAAGGAGCUCAGGAGUUCACUAACAAGAGGAUACCAGCUUCACGUGCUCGGUUUCACCAUUCAUACAUUACUGGACAAAAUGAGCGACAAUUUGGCCGCAGGGGAACUGGAUGCGUGUCUUCAAGGAUUAGUAGAGGUGCUAGUUGAGGAUUUAUUCGGAGAAGUUGCUAAAGAGCGUGAGGUGGAAAAGAUUGUCAACAAGCUUCAUGAAGCAAAAACAUGCAAAAGCUUUGACACAUUCGAAGUUCUUGCAAAAUUUGCCGGAACGCGGUCACUGACUCUUCUGAUAUCCCCCUUGAAGGAGGUUCUUGACUCCACUCAAAUUCACAAAACUGCUCGUCGAGUAGAAGAAGUCCUCCGAAGAAUUAGUGUUGGACUACAAGCGAACGCAAGCAUCACUCCGCCGAUACUGCUUGUGUUUAUCCACGGAAUAACUGGUGAAAAUGUGCGGAUGCUGAAAAUGAAGCAAGAGGAAAAGAAAGCAAUUUCGACUCCAGCCGAUCCCAGGCUCCAAUCGAGUAGCUCGUUGUUGCUUCCACCCAACCCUGUACGAGGAGGUAAUGUCCCUCAGAACAACAACAAGACAAAUCAUCACAUUCUAGUGGAGUUUGGUCUUCAGUUGCUGUAUAUGCUGCUUAAACACGGAAAACUCUCGCCUUCAGACCAGGAACAUCAACGAAUGUUGGAUCCUUUCGUGGUGCUUCUUACAGACUGCCUCAAAUCCAAAUACAACAAGGUUGUGACGAUCUCUCUCCGUUGUGUCAGCUGGCUCGUUAAGUUUCCACUUCCGUCGUUGAACAAGCAUGUCCCCACAAUGGGAAAACUCCUCUUCAACAUACUGAAAAACUAUGCAAAAGCCGGUGCAAAAGUUGGAGAGAACUUUGAAAUGCUCAUCUCGGCCUUUAAGGCCAUGACCGUUGUCAUAAGGGACUUCAAGCAAUUCACAGUCGCUGAGAAACACCUGCAGGUGUUGCUGGGAUUUGUGGAGGAAGACAUUCAUGAUCACACCAAACAAGGAACAGCUUUUCCUCUUCUGAAGGCAAUUCUCUCUAGAAAACUCAUUGUUCCUGAAAUCCACGAUGUCAUGUGGAAAGUUGGGCAGCUGUCAAUCACAGGUAGUUCACCAUCCGUUCAGCUCCAGUCAAGACAGGUUAUGCUACAGUUUCUCCUUGAUUACCCACUAGGUACCAAACUACAAAGAUAUCUAGAGUUUUAUGUUUCUCAGCUGAGCUAUGAAUACGAAACUGGUCGGGAAUCGGCGCUGGAGAUGUUGGAAUCUAUGUUUUCUUCUUUUCCAAAGUCAAUGUUGUUUGACUACGCUGGUUUUUUCUUUGUACCGCUGUCCUCCCGCCUGGUAAACGAUGACUCAGCCAGUUGCCGUAAGCUGACUGCACUUGUUAUUAAGUCACUUCUUGGGAAGCUUGACGCCGAUGAGCGACAGAAGCUGUUUUCCAUCGUUCUUUUAUGGUUCAAGGAUAAAAAGAUCGCUUUACACCGCCUUGCUACUCAAGUUAGUGGUCUCUUCGUUGAGGUUGAAGAAAAGGGCUUCGAGAAAAGACUUGGGUCUUUAUUACCACUUGUACGCUCUCUUAUAGUUCCAGAUCAGUUUGAAAAGGAGAGGUGUGCUGAGGAAGGUGGUGAACUUGACAUUUCUGAGGGUCUCCACCGGGUAAAGGAUCACCUCCUUUUUAAUGCUCUCUCGUUUUUGACAAAGAUUAUUCAACAUUGUCAAGUUAUUAAAAAUCCAAGCCGACAACAGGAAAUGGCGCAAAUCUGGGAAUCUGUUGAAGCGCAUUUGCUGCAUCCGCACUCCUGGGUCCGACUGGUGUCCAGUCGAUUAUUUGGUCUUCUAUUCGCUGCGUGGAAACCCGAGGACCUGGUGACUGGUUAUCAGAGGGGAAGUUCAUUAAACUCUUAUCUAACAAAGGAUCUACCUGGAAAGGUAUCCAAGCUUUGCGAUGACUUCUGCACUCAACUUCAUUCUCCGCUCUUGGAAAACGAGUUGGGAGAGCAGAUCGUCAAAAACUUGGUAUUCCUGGCCAAAACACUGCAACUCUUAGAGCUUCAAAACGAGGGGGGAGGUAAACAUGGACAAGAAAACGAAGAAUGCAUCAGCGCGGGUGAUGGAACCACUUUCUCACUGGCAAUCCUUCUAAGCGACAUGAACAAGCUAGCGACUCAAGAGGCCUCUCAAACCCCCAAACAGACUCAAAAGAGAUCCUGUGUGUUGAGAUGGCUCGCUGCAGUGUCUAUUAAUUUGGGAAAAGAUGCCAUUGAACCACAUCUAGUGGAUAUCUUAAGCCCAGUUUACAGAGAGUUGGAAUUAGCCACUAGUUAUAAAGAUUCCGAUUUGGUGAAACUUGCCCAGGAAGUGCUGGAACUUAUCAAAAGUCUUGUCGAACGGGAGACAUUCUCGUGGGCCUACGCCAGUCUCCAGCAAACCGCGACCGAAGCGCGGGAAACGAGAAAGAGAAAGACUGCGCUAGAGGCAGUGGCAGAUCCAGCAAAGAGUGCUCGUAGAAAGCUUAAGAAGAAUUUGGCGAAGAAGGUGACAAGGAAGAGGAAAAUUGAUGCGCGCAAGCCGGAAAGAAAGAUAAAAGCGCCCCGAAUGCAGGAACUUUGACUCAUACAAACACAGCAUUAUUUUUUACCUUGUGCGGGCCUAUGUGCUGCCCGCUCCUUGCCAAUUACCAAAACAAAAUCAUUUUAAAUUUGACGAAAACAUUUCAUGUCAUGGUUUUGCAGUCAAGUGUUUGAGAAGUUACUUAAGCUCUGUUGUCACCUAAAAUGAAUUAAAGCGAACGCCUGACUGCAGGUUGUCAGUUUGCUGGAAGAAAAUCUCAUUAGUUCGCUGCAGCUGAAAUUUAGCACUAUCUUUUUUUACUUGAAUUAAUUUCGUUUUCGCCAAUUUUACAUUGAUACGUAUGGUGCUGUGAUUCAUAUUUUAUUGCGUUAACAUUUAUCUUCCGGAGACGUCAGAAUUCUUGCGUUUUUAUUUUUCGCGGUCUUGUAAUUCAACAACUGAACGCAAAACGAAACAGUCAAUGUCUUCGUUUGUCAGUUGUUUUCUUACAGUAUCAAUAAAUUUUGCCAGACAUACAGGCGCGUAAUAAAAAUGAAAAAAAAAUUCGCUGUUAGUAAAUGAACUACAAUUUGGCGAAUUGCCGAAUUGUCUAAUUUUAAAGCAUGGCGAACCUAAAUCAGCAAUAAUAAAAAAUUUUUAGAGCGCUUGAAACUAUGCGCAUAAUCAAUGUGUGCAAGAGCUUCGUCUAAUUAUUAAUUCUAUGACUAUCAUUAUCAUUUUACUUUUGAAAUUAUUUUCGUUACAUUUCUCUAUUUUUUGUGGUUUCAUAAAGUGUCUGAAUAGUGCACCUGAUUUCAGUGGAUUACAGUGCCCAGCUUUUUGUCAGUGAUUGCUUAUUUCACCUUGCUACAGUUUUGUAUCGAAGCUUUGUCUCCGCCUGAAUCUUUUCUUGAUCCUAGUGCAACCCUGGAAAAUCCUUUUAACAAAAUAUUUCCACACUUGUCUGUACUUCUGAAGUCGCCAACAGAACAUAAACGGAUUCAUAACAGAGUUCAAGUAAGUAAAUGUCACCUCUAGUACAGUCGCCGCGAGUAGCACUUUUGGACGAGAGUAACAAGGAAUGCAGAAAUACACCAGGCUUUUAAACACAAAAAAUGGAGUUAUAAGGAACAGCGAUGCAGCGAUUACAAUCGCCAAUCUUUUCGCAAGAUGCAUUUCUUUAUCGGUGAAAUUGCUACAACUGACUCGUACGCUGUUGCCCAUGAUUCUCCGUUUCCACAGUUUGUAGUAUUUACGAAGUCGAUACAGAAUAAAA